CUGACGCCACCUAAACUCUAAUCAUACGAACAACUUAUAUCAAAGUACCGUUAUCUUCUUCUACGUGAGUCAAUCAAUAGACUCCUCCGCGACUAAUGCAACGCAAACAAUCGUAACAUGUGAAAACUGCAAUUCAUCUCUACAAAAUGAGCUCAAUCGGGGUCGUCGUCUUCCGCAACUCGCCACUCGGCAAGUCGCAGGUGCUCCAGGAAUCCGUGAAUAAUUCAGUGAAUAUAACCAAUAACGAUUCCAACCAAAAUGUGAGACGUGAAAUUAUUAUAGUGAGGAAGAAACAGAAAAUACAAUCUCCGCCUGCGACUGUAUCAGUGACUUCGUUGGUUCGUGCAGCUGAUCCAUCUUCAGGAAAUAUAUCGACAAAACGACCGCGUCUUCGGGAAAAUGUAGCUGAAGAAGCAAAUCGUGCGCCAACACCUUUAGCAGUUGCGAGACGAAACGCUCGAGAACGUAAUCGCGUACGUCAAGUUAACGAUGGGUUUGCCGCCUUACGCCGACACAUACCAGAAGAAGUUGCUGCAGCAUUCGAGAACGCAAAUUCAAACAGAGGCCCAAAUAAAAAGUUAAGUAAAGUUGAAACUUUACGGAUGGCUGUUGAAUACAUACGAAAUUUGGAAAGCUUGUUAAACAUUGGUCAGGCCGAUAAAGAAAACUCAGGACGUCCAUCGAUGGAAUCUUUUCCUUCGCCGGCAUCCUCUUCUCCUAGAGACAAUAGCCAAGAGAGAAGCUACUUUUCUCUUAAUUCACCAGCUCUUGAUGAUGAAGAUGUAGAUGAAGAUGAAUUAGAUGGUUCCUUACAUCCAAUAUCUCAGCACCAGUACGUAGAACUGGCUGGAGCGGAAUCAUUUCAACUUGUUUCCACUCCACAUUUGUACGAAGAGGAAGAGGGUUCAGGUCAACCUUUGACACCAUCAUCUGAUUUGCUUGGACAUGAUGAUGUAAAUCCUCAUCUUCUGGAAGGACAUUUUCCGUUUCCUAAUUCAGCAGAACAAUUCACUGUUAUACCUGAACAGAAUUAUCUUAGUGAAACUGAUAUACCAAUAAACGAAAAUGAUUUUGAAGUCAAAUACGCAGAAUCCAUUCAUCAACAAAUACAUAACUUUAGUGAUGAAUCUUCUUUACCUUUAGAAGCUAUCAACCCUGAUUUAAUUCUUACUCAUAAUGGCUUCAAAUUCAAAGAAAGCGACAAUGAAAUAAUAGAUGAUCAGCACUACAGUGAUAUUGAACUGAAGAAAGAGUUGCCAGAUAUUCAAGUAUCUCCAGAAGACAGAGAGCAAUUUGAAGAGACACUGAAGUGGUGGCAAGAGAAAACUCGGCAAGCCCGUCCACUUUUAAAAUCUAAAAAUGUAAAUUAAUGUUAAAUUUCAAUUUUAUUUAGAUAAAUUGUAAUUAUGAAGAUAAUUUGUGAUGUAACAUGUAGGUUAUAAAGUAAACAUACAGCUGUGGUGCCAAAGUCAGUUGCUGACUGCGCGGGCGCAAGGUGUUCCGUAACGGUCAGCAGAAUAAUGAUUCUAGUGCACGAGGAAC
This is a messenger RNA of Amyelois transitella, 1542 nucleotides long. It is a transcript of the gene Ase, whose product is annotated as achaete-scute complex protein T8-like. The record is from RefSeq and is a predicted model, not a curated record. Lineage: Eukaryota; Metazoa; Arthropoda; Insecta; Lepidoptera; Pyralidae. The transcript has a single exon. Gene Ontology annotation, biological process: developmental process; regulation of transcription by RNA polymerase II. Bases 147 to 1370 code for a protein of 407 amino acids. Gene Ontology annotation, molecular function: protein dimerization activity; DNA-binding transcription factor activity, RNA polymerase II-specific; RNA polymerase II transcription regulatory region sequence-specific DNA binding.